Molecule: messenger RNA, 3908 nt
Organism: Dermochelys coriacea (leatherback sea turtle)
Lineage: Eukaryota; Metazoa; Chordata; Testudines; Dermochelyidae
Gene: TAAR1
Product: trace amine associated receptor 1
Exons: 1
Coding region: 133-1140 (335 amino acids)
Biological process (GO): G protein-coupled receptor signaling pathway
Cellular component (GO): membrane
Molecular function (GO): trace-amine receptor activity
Source: RefSeq, a predicted model, not a curated record
UGGUGGGAUGAAUACCCAGGAAAACAAUAAAAAACUCUAAAUGUAUUUCAGCAUUAGGACAAAAGUUGCCUGUGCAACAUCCAGCAGGCUGAGACUACACUGUACUUAAGUGGGUUUGAAAUCUCAGGAAAGAUGCAGUUUUGCUGUGAAUCUGUAAAUGGCUCCUGCAUAAAAAGCAACUGGUCAAGCAAUAUCCGCAUUUCCAUGUAUAUCUUGAUGGUGUGCAUCAUCCUGGUCACGUUGGCGGGAAAUCUGACGGUUAUCAUCUCAAUAGCGCACUUCAAGCAGCUCCAUACGCCUACAAAUUUCUUGAUCCUUUCCAUGUCCACUGUUGACUUUUUGUUGGGGUGCUUCAUCAUGCCUUACAGCAUGGUGAGGUCUGUGGAGAACUGCUGGUACUUUGGAGAACUCUUCUGCAAAAUCCACACUAGCACGGACAUUAUGCUCAGCACCGCCUCCAUUUUCCAUCUUUCCUUCAUUUCUGUUGAUCGCUACUGUGCUGUGUGUGACCCACUGAGAUACAAAUCUAAGAUAAAUACUUGCAUCAUAGUGGUCAUGAUCGUCAUAAGUUGGACCGUCCCUGCCAUUUUUGCCUUUGGGAUGAUCUUUCUGGAGCUAAACUUAAAAGGAGCAGAAGAGAUUUUCUAUAAUCAUAUCCACUGUGUUGGCGGCUGCUUUGUCUUCUUUAGUGAAACUUCAGGUGUGGUGGCCUCCAUGAUUUCCUUCUACAUCCCUGCAUUUGUUAUGUUGUGCAUCUAUGGGAAAAUAUAUGCUAUAGCCAACAGGCAGGCAAGAUCCAUGAAAGAUGCAGCUAGCCAAACACAAAUCAGAUUUGAGAUGAAGCACCACAUUUCACCAAGUAGAGAAAGGAAAGCUGCAAAGACAUUAAGCAUAGUCAUGGGUGUUUUUCUCAUAUGCUGGUCUCCGUUUUUCUUCUGUACUGCCACUGACCCCUUUAUGAAUUACUCAACACCACCUAUUCUUAUUGAUGCAUUGGUGUGGUUUGGUUACCUGAAUUCUACAUUUAACCCAUUAGUAUAUGCAUUUUUUUACAUGUGGUUUCGCAGAGCACUAAAACUGAUUCUGUUUGGUAAAGUUUUCCAAGAGGACUCUUCCAGGACUCAAUUAUUUUUAGAAUAACAUACUUAGAAUUUUUGGACUCACUACAUUUAGCAAUUGGCUGGAGAUUGUGCUUUCAAAAAUAGCAGCUAAAAGAGAAGAAAAUCAAGAGCUGUUUGUGAAGACUGGUUCAGGUAGCAAACUGUGGUACCUUGAACUUCGUCUCAGUACAGACUGGAACUUGCCCCAAAUUAGGCUUAGCGCUUUGGUUAUUAUGAACAAUGAUUUAUUUAGCACUUACAAUGUGCUGAGCUCUUUACAAUACACACAAGCAAAGAGGAAGCUUGCAAUUUAAAAGAACAUUCAAUCACUUUGUGCAGAGAAAUCAUGUAAUUCUGAUAUACUAAGCACUGGGUUUUUUGGAAGGCCUGUCUCACAUUUUUAUAAAGCAAGCGCUCAACAGAUUUUGUUGCUGAACUGAGGUUUGUGUGAAUCUGCUGCCCUGUAAGCAGAGCAACAAAGGGCUUUCCUUUUGGAUUUCCACCGAAGACCCAAAGAUGAAAGGCUAUAGCUUUUAUCAUAAAGCUAUUCUCCUUUCAGUGUGUGUGUAUAUAUAUAUAUAUUUCUUAAGUGAUAAUUUUAAGAUCCUAAUGUUAAAUAAUACCAAAACAGUACCAAAUGUAAGUAAACUUUAGCAAACAGAACUCAGAAGCAACAUUGAACGUCUAGUGGCUAGAAUCUGAAAAUCAUUGCAAAUUUUAUUACCAGUAUCCUCUACUGGUUGCAAGCAGAUGAUACUAUUCUGUUACAUAAAAUGAACAAUGUAAAAGGUGUAGAGACUACAUGUUUUAGCUAAGAGGCAUUGUUAUUUUAACAAAUGGCAACAAAAAAAAUUUUAAGACACUUUUUGUCGACUUUUAAAAUAUGACACUGCUAUGCUAAAAUGAAUAUCAUGCUACCAAACUGAAACAGAAAUAAUAUCUCAGGCCUGAUCUUGCAACACUACAAGGAGUAAUACUUACUACUGGGCACAGUCAUUACUGAGCAGUCAGUGCACCUAGACUCUAUAGUAAGAGCUAUACGCAGUAGUAAAUGAUUACAGUAUCAAGUCCUGUGCUCAUAUGGAUAGGAAAAGUAUGUGCCAUUUGUUGCAUCUUGUCUCUUACUCUAUGUUUUGUACAACACCUAAGAUAAGGAGAAUGCAAGUUGCCUAUUAUUGUUUCAUUGGGAAAUUAAAAUGAUGCUACCUUUCACCAGACCAAACUAUCAAUACUCCCUGUUGUCUCUUUUAUUCUAUUAUUGUUACGCUGACAUUUUGUAAAUCUGUAUCCCCCAAAACUAACUAAAAUAAACAAUUCUGGAUUAUACUGCAGCUGGCCAAAUGUGUUAGUGAAGGUUUUUAUCUCCAAUGAUAGUAUGAAUAUUUCAUUGUUUUACAUGCAUUUAUAAAUUAUUAAGAAAGUAACUAAUAACAGAUAAAUUAACUGAUAAUUAAAGAGUAAAAAAUCAACCCCCUUUUCUUCUUUACUCUAUAGAGGAAACAACCCCCCCCCCUUUUCUUUUCUUUUCUUUUCUUUUCUUUUCUUUUCUUUUCUUUUCUUUUCUUUUUUGGUGCAGCUUACUUCCUUCUCCCUGAUGGCUCAGAUAAGAUGGCUGGCACACUGGAGAGAGAGAGAGAGAGGGUAGGUCCUCCUUACUCUUGCCCACCCACUUCUUACUCACCUGCACAGUAUGGAUUGUAGGGAGCCCACAGUGAAUGUCCCUCCUCCCCCCGAGUUGCUAUCUGAGAUAUAGGUAGCCAGUGCAGGGAAGAAAGGGGCCUCAUUAUGUCACGAUACUUCUCUGCAUAAGUGUACAGCAAGGGUCAUGAUCUGGCCCUUGGGGAAAAAAAUGGAAAAAUUAUGAAGCAUUGUUCUUCAAUGGAAUCUUUUACAAAAUAUAGAGGGUUGAGGAUGGUCUUCUGGUAACAGUUCCCUGAAAAACAUCAUCUACAGCCAAUCACCAAGCAAUGAAAUCAUCUGCUCUGAACUAGACCAUAAGGCCACCACUAUUUUAGCAUCCUUCAAAUCCUUCCUCAAGACCAACUUCUACCAUGAAGCCCACAGGAAACUCAACCAACAAAGGCUAGGGAUGUAACCAGGAGAGACUUCUGAUAUUUAUUUGGUUUAUAUGUUAAGUAGCUUAUAAUUGCUUCAGGAAAUUAUCUAUUACACAGAAAUGUGAAUAUUGAGAUUGAUGAGUGGUGUAAGCAAGCAGGAAUGUGUGUGUAUGUUAGAGCCAUGUUCUAAGUAACACCAUAAAUGAACAAAUGAGCGAUUGCAGGCUUAGAUGAUUUGGUCACUGUGGCAUGACACUCCAUAUUCUUCAUAGAAAUAUUGUUAUGAUAUGAAUAUGGCCUAAGAUAUAUUUUUAUACAAGAUGGGUCUUGUAAGAUAUCAUUGGAAAGGUUAUAAUUUACUAAACGUGAUUGUCCAAUCUGCAUGCAUGUAUCAUUUCUGUAUCUGACGUUAGGAAUAUUGACUAUGUAACAAUUACAACUGUGUGUGUACUUAGGAGAACGCUCAUCAGACAAUAAGCAAUCAUCCUGAAAAUACCUGAGGAGACAAAGGAACUAACCUGAAGGGAAAGGCGGGGUGAUUCCAGAUUGAGACAGGGGUCCAGUGUGUAAGAAGAGAUAACUGGAACUCUAAGCUACAGAAACUCUGCAACUUGAAACCAGUCUCUUUAAGAUCUUAAGUUUAGUAUGCCUGUUUUGUUUUAUUUGCUUAGUAAUCUGCUUUGUUCUGUUUGCUAUCCCUUAUAAUCACUUAAGAUUUACCUUUAAUAGUUAAUAAACUUAUUUCUUGUUU